AUGUCUGGGCCAAGCAGCUAUAAGGCCGUUUCGAAAGGAGCAGUAUACACCGAUAUCGACCAUGUCCCCGUCACGACCGUCCUGCCGCAAGGCGACAUACCCUAUGUUGACCAUGCGAUGGACGAAGACGAGAGGGUGAUUGUGGCCUUGGGAUACAAACAAGAGUUCAAGCGCGAGUUCUCUCUAUGGACGACUUUCUGCGUCAGUUUUUCGGUGUUGGGGCUGCUUCCAUCCUUUGCAAGCACGAUAUACUACGGAAUGGGCUAUGCAGGGACCGCUGGGAUGGUCUGGGGUUGGAUCAUUGCGAUGUUCUUCAUCCAAUGUAUUGCGAUGUCCAUGGCUGAGCUAUGUUCUGCGAUGCCUACCAGUGGUGGGCUUUACUACGCCGCAGCAGUUCUUGCUCCGCCAAAAUAUGGACCCUUCGCCGCAUGGAUCACCGGAUGGUCCAACUGGAUCGGACAAAUUACUGCAGCGCCAUCUGUGGAUUAUGCGCUCUCUGCGAUGAUCCUCGCCGCUGCGUCGAUGCAGAAUCCAGACUAUGUCCCGACAAACUGGCAGGUCUACCUGUUGACAACUCUCGUCAUGAUUAUACAUACGGCUAUCAGCAGCAUGCCUACCAUAUGGGUUGCGCGCGUCAAUUCGUGGGGCUCGACGUUCAACAUGCUUGCCCUCAUCAUAACCCUCAUCGCCAUCCCUGCCGGGACUACGAACGAGCCCAGAUUCACCCCGUCCAAGGAGGUCUGGGGUACCAUCACCAACCUUACCGACUUUCCCAACGGGGUUGCCGUGCUGAUGACCUUUGUCGGAGUGAUCUGGACCAUGUCCGGCUACGAUUCGCCGUUCCAUCUGAGCGAGGAAUGUUCCAACGCCAACAUCGCUUCACCGCGUGCGAUUGUGAUGACCUCCGGCGUGGGCGGCCUACUGGGCUGGUUCCUGCAGCUUGUCGUCGCCUACACCGUCACCGACAUCGACGCCGUCAUCAACUCGGAUUUAGGCCAACCCUGGGCCUCGUACUUACUGCAGGUCAUGCCGCGUAAGACUGCCCUCGCCAUUCUGUCCCUGACCAUCAUCAGCGGCUUUUCCAUGGGACAGGGCUGUAUGGUAGCUGCAUCACGAGUAACAUACGCCUACGCACGAGAUGACUGCUUCCCUCUAUCCAAAUACUGGAAGAUAGUCAACACGCGCACCCAGACCCCUGUCAAUGCGGUGGUCCUCAACGGUGUUCUGGGCAUUCUCAUGUGCCUGCUGAUCCUGGCUGGCAAUGUGGCCAUUGGCGCAUUGUUCUCAAUUGGCGGCAUUGCCCAAUUUGUCGCCUUCGCCAUUCCCAUCGCGAUUCGGGUGUUCUUCGUGGGCCACCGGUUCCGUAAGGGGCCAUGGCAUCUGGGUCCUUAUGGACCGUGGAUCGGAGGCAUGGGGGUGGCGUUCGUGCUUCUGAUGAUCCCCGUGCUGUGCUUGCCCAGCGCCACGGGGUCUGAUCUGACGCCCGAACUGAUGAACUGGACGUGUCUGGUCUGGGGGGCACCGAUGCUGGGGGUGACCAUCUGGUGGUUUGUGGAUGCGCACAAAUGGUUCAAGGGGCCGAAGGUGAAUGUGGAGCACGCGAUUCAUGCUGUGGAGGAUGAGGCGUCUGUUAUUGACGGCAUUGACGGCGUAGGGGGCGACGAGGAUGCGGAGCCACAUACAUCGAGCAAAGCAUCUACUAGAUAG
Aspergillus ibericus CBS 121593 is the source of this 1707-nucleotide messenger RNA. RefSeq names its product amino acid permease. The transcript is spliced from 3 exons. The record is from RefSeq and is a predicted model, not a curated record. Gene Ontology annotation, cellular component: membrane. Gene Ontology annotation, molecular function: transmembrane transporter activity. Lineage: Eukaryota; Fungi; Ascomycota; Eurotiomycetes; Eurotiales; Aspergillaceae. Gene Ontology annotation, biological process: transmembrane transport. The coding region runs from base 1 to 1707 and encodes 568 amino acids.